AUGUUCUUCCGUCGCAAACUCGACUACGAUCCGAAGGAAUUUCCUCGGUAUCGCGAGCUCUUCCCAGAGCAACGAUCCUUCUUUGCCAAGCUGCUCGACUACAAGCCCGCUAUUGUCAACUUCAUUGCCGCCAGCUGGCACAUCCUCGUCAUCACCUGGAACAUCAUGAUCCAGUUCUUCACCAUCAUUGACUACAACCUCUUGAACGUCCCCACCGCUGUUAGAUGGCUCGGCAACGAGUUCAUCACGGCUGAUGGCUGCAACAUGAUCCACGGCUUCCUGCUCAUCUUCUGGCUUUAUCGCACCAGCUACUCUCUCAGCUUCGUUCUCUGCGACCUCUUGAAGUGGCUCCAUCGGCAAUGGGUGCCCUUCUACGCCGACAUUUGGCUUCAUCGCCUCCGCUGUGUUGGAUCCGUCCUCCUCUACAUCUUUUUCAGCAUCCCCACCGUUCUCAACGCCAUCAGCUUCCUCGUCAUUUGUGGAGUCGUCGGAAUCCCCUUCUUACAGAUUGCUCUGUACCUCUACAGCAUUUGCCCCCCUCGCCCUGAAUGGCUUCGCUACCCUGACUGGCUUCGUCUCCCUGAGCCUGAACCCCGAUGCAACCAGCCUGUCCCCUUUUCGGUUCGCUUCUCCAACCCUCCUUCGCCCAGGACACCCAGGACACCACCUCCCACUCCGUCGCCUCCUUCGCCUCCCCGUGCAUUCGACUGGACCUCACCCCCCGAACCUGAAGCCAUCAAACGCUAUCCCUGGCUCUUCACCACACCUUCUGGAGCUCCUGACACCAGACGCAAUCCCUUCUCCUCCAUCAAGCCGCCCGGAGCUGCCUACAUCAAGCCCAAGCCUGUAUCGUCCAUCAAACCCCCUGGAGCGUCCUAUCAAAAAGUCUCUCCCAAGGCCAAGCGCUAUCUGGCUUCUAACGGCAUCAACCCGAAGCAUCUCACGCCCAAGCGCUCUACCAACUUCCAACGCAUCAGCUCUCACCAGCAGGACCGACCCGUUGACAACGAGCUCAGGUACCAGUGGUUCGGGGGCAUCCUCUCUUCCGCCGAACGCGAGCUUGUUCAGAUGAACAGUGAGGCUAAGCACCUCAAGACCCUCAUCAGCCAAUUCCACAAGCAAAGCUGCGCUUCGACUCAAAUGGCCUCGAUCUCACCCACCACAGCUCUCCUCCCUCGCCCCGAGAUCGCCGCCGUCAAGGGAGACAACGCACGCGAGAAGCUCCGAUUCAAGGCCCUGUUGGCCGAGUAUCCUCCCGAGAUUAAGAAAAUUGUGACUUACAUCCAGCAGUCCCACCCAAGAGUACGAGACGCACUCACCAGCCUCCAAGCCCGAAUCGACCCUCACGAUCAGAGCGCCGUCGCAUGUGCCAUGCGCGCCGACUACACCGACUGCCAGGAGAAGCUCACCCGCAUUGUUAGAAUCACGGAGCGAGCCCAGAUCAGCGCCGAGAACACCAAGCAGCGAUGCGCCCGCCGGAUCGAAGAGCUGAGCGACGAGAUCGCUAGACUCGACAGCAUCGACCUGAGCCACAAGAAGCUCAAGAUGACGGCAUACUCCCCUUAG
Messenger RNA from Fusarium falciforme, 1566 nucleotides. RefSeq lists its product as hypothetical. NCBI's taxonomy places the organism in Eukaryota, Fungi, Ascomycota, Sordariomycetes, Hypocreales, Nectriaceae. The transcript has a single exon. The record is from RefSeq and is a predicted model, not a curated record. The coding region runs from base 1 to 1566 and encodes 521 amino acids.